Belonocnema kinseyi is the source of this 900-nucleotide messenger RNA. Its product is annotated as tigger transposable element-derived protein 4-like. The coding region runs from base 1 to 900 and encodes 299 amino acids. The record is from RefSeq and is a predicted model, not a curated record. Gene Ontology annotation, cellular component: nucleus. Gene Ontology annotation, molecular function: DNA binding. The transcript has 3 exons. Lineage: Eukaryota; Metazoa; Arthropoda; Insecta; Hymenoptera; Cynipidae.
AUGUUUAUUCUGAGCCCAUCAACUAAAAGAACUUUGAAAACUUUGACUUUAGCUGAAAAAGUUACUGUGAUUAGAGAAGUUCAAAAAGGGACGAAGAGAAAGUCGGAAAUUGCUGCUGAUCUAAAAAACAAGGAUAAAAUUAUUCAAGAUUAUUCGAGUUCUCAGACGAAUCAGAGUAGAAAAAGAUGCCGGGAGGUAACGAAUAAGGAAUUAGAUGGAUGUGUAACGAAGUGGUUUAAACAAGCUCGCGAUAAGAAGAUCCCCGUCAGUGGCCCGAUACUUCAGGCGAAAGCUCAAGAGUUCGCUAGCAGUUUGGAUUGUUCUAACUUCAAGGCCGCUUUUAAGGGAGAAGAAUGUAGCAGUGGCAAGCCAAGUAAAGUUCGCAUCACCGUUCUUGUUGGAGCUAAUUCUUAUGGCACUGAGAAGCUUCCGUUUCUAACGAUUGGGAAAUCUGCCAAUCCCCGAUGUUUUAAGAAUGUUAAAACGAAGCCAUGCGAGUAUGAGUCUAAGAAUAAGGCAUGGAUGACUCAUGAUAUUUUUGAGAAGUGGCUCCUCAAGUUAGAUAGCAAGUUUGCCAGAAAGAAAAGGAAAGUUCUACUUUUUAUCGAUAAUUGCAGUGCCCAUGGCUUAAUCCCAGAACUACGAAAUAUCGACGUAGUAUUUCUGCCGCCAAACACGACGUCUGUUCUCCAGCCAAUGGACCAGGGGAUCAUCAAUUCUUUCAAGAAUCAUUAUCGGUCCAUUUUAGUGCGCGACGUCUUGAAUGGAAAUGCAACAUCGAGAUUUCCUGUUGCAAAAGAGAGCGUCGUCAUUGCCGAAGAAAGCCUACUUGACGAACGAAACUCGAUGAAGAAGAAGAAGAAUAUCAAGAGCUCCUUCAGUAGUCCUAACCCCCAGUAA